This is a messenger RNA of Blastocystis hominis, 891 nucleotides long. RefSeq lists its product as hypothetical. Lineage: Eukaryota; Bigyra; Opalinata; Blastocystidae. The transcript is spliced from 3 exons. The record is from RefSeq and is a predicted model, not a curated record. Bases 1 to 336 code for a protein of 111 amino acids.
AUGGUGGAAACACAAUUGUGGAUUCUUUUAUAUUUAUAUUCAUUCGAUGGAGAACCCCGAGCAAACACAGAACGUGCCUCUUUUAGAGCAAAAGGAGGAGACAAAGACCAAGUUACCCUUCUGCAUUUUCCUGCUCUGCAAUGGAGCUGUUGGAGCAGGCAUUUUGACUCUCACCUCCGCCGUAGGAAAAGUGGGCUGGGGUAUGGGUCUCUGUCUGUACCUCUUCUUUGGCCUGUUUGCUGGUUUCGCAAACAUGAUGCUUCAGAAAGUCUUCGAUUACUCGAAAGAGAGUACCUACUCCGGAAUUGCCAAGCAUAUGUAUGGCAACUGGUUUGAGGUCUUUGUAGAUGUGAUUCAGGUGGGAUAGAGGUCUCUGUACAAUCCGUAGUUCCUUUAUAGUGUGGGUACCUGCUGCGGUUACGCAAUCAUCAUUGCGAACGAGCUCUACCUUAGCGUGUCUUUUAUUACCGAAGGAAAGGUGGUUCCUGAUAGUUUGGAGUUCCUGACCAAUCGUACCUGGCUGCUCGUCAUCGUUACGUUCUGUGUGAUCCUCCCGCCUUCUCUGAUGCGAAAAAUCACCGCUCUGCGUUACACCUCGAUGGUCGCCAUCUCCGGCAUCAUCUACAUCACCAUCGUGAUGCUGAUCCGUGCUCUGGGCACGGACGCCUGCGGUCUGGCCGAAGUCGCCGACUUCUCGUGCAAGGCGGACAAGUGCAUGAUCGAGGCGGACGCUGCGCUCGCGAACUACACCGGCUUCGAGGAGUGCUCGCUCUACUGCGAGGGCUGCGAGCCGAGCCCGCUCCGCAGCGCGCUGCAGAGUUUCAUCGUGAACAAGGACAUCUUCGUGGUGCUCCCGAUCUUCUGCUUCGGGCAUUGCUCGCAAGUGCAGUU